This is a messenger RNA of Aureobasidium subglaciale EXF-2481, 1171 nucleotides long. RefSeq lists its product as uncharacterized. The coding region runs from base 269 to 994 and encodes 241 amino acids. The transcript has a single exon. The record is from RefSeq and is a predicted model, not a curated record. NCBI's taxonomy places the organism in Eukaryota, Fungi, Ascomycota, Dothideomycetes, Dothideales, Saccotheciaceae.
GCUAGACAGACAUCCAGCACCUCUGCGUUUCACAAGUCUCCAGAAGUUUAGUAUCUGAGAGACAUGAACGUGGAGUGCAUCAACUUUGGAAGGAGAAAAUAGGUGUCCGGGUCUUCCCCACAGCAACACUCAUGGCGACUUCCUCACUCAUGCCUUAUUGAUGCCAAAGACUACCAAAGCCGACCUGUCUCGAAAUCUUGAUCUCUCUUGUCCAUAGUAAUAACACCAUUGUUACCGGUAUUCAAUUAUCACCCUAUCCUACUUCGACAUGUGCUCCCCAGGCCUUCACAACUACAGAAACGUCGAUGAGCUGGAACAUGACCGUGUCAUUCAUGUUGCUGGGAUUGGGGGUUUGCAAGUCCAGAAUCUCACGGACGAGCAGAAGGUCGCUCUGCAGGGCCAUAUGGACGAGAGGGAUUCAAGUCCUAUCGAGGAUCCAGAAUCCCAGCAACCCAGUCCUGUCUCUCCCGCUUUAGAGCCAGUCAGGCCUAAUCCAGCUCCCGCAUCAAUGCUCGCCAGCACCACGUCUGUUACAUCAUCGACUACUCACGCGCUACUAUGCUGCGAUCCGCUACCCCUGCCGAGAUAUCCAGCCUACCCAGACCUCACACCUCGAGCCAUACGUGAACUGUCGGGUGGUCCAGAGAAUGUGGUAUACUGGAUGAUGAAGACCUUCUUCAAGCCGUCACUCAAGUACAAGUACAGAUGCUUGUUUGUACCCUUCACAAGAGGCGGACUUGAAUACCUCAGAGACGCCAUUCAAGAUCCCCGCCUCUCGUUCUACAUCGAGAAAGUCAAGUUUGAUGGCAGGCAUCUCGAAGCCAUUACUGAUGUCACCAACCUUAGUGGACAGCUGGCUCUCAUGGACGAAAUACUGGCAAUACUCAUGACACAGUCUGUAAGCCAAAGGAUACCCAUCAACCGUGCUCUGAGUCUGCUCAUCGCGUCCAUGAAAUGUCUGUGUCUCGACAAGCGAGACGUGAUGGUCACAUAGAACGUGCAACCGGCUCCAUCUGACAAGGACAAGAAAGCAGUAAGAGCGUCUUGUUCUGUAUCGAACAAAGCACUCUGCCUGCCGGACCCCAAUGAUCGAAAUUUCAAGCUCAGAUUCGACUGGCGUCUGGAGUCUGGCAGGAAGGCCACUAUCAUACCAGCAUACAAUCCGCCACAA